Molecule: messenger RNA, 1536 nt
Organism: Penicillium nucicola
Lineage: Eukaryota; Fungi; Ascomycota; Eurotiomycetes; Eurotiales; Aspergillaceae
Product: glycosyl hydrolase family 79 C-terminal domain-containing protein
Exons: 5
Coding region: 1-1536 (511 amino acids)
Source: RefSeq, a predicted model, not a curated record
AUGCGAUCUACUAACCUUACACUGUUGGGCUCCGCCCUACUCAUCGGCCAAGGGUUUGGUUAUAGCAAACCGAAAGCCAUCCCUACGCCGCAGAAAAGUACUCCCACUGUACCCAACGAUCUCCAGGCCUUUUCAAUUGAAUUCACCUUCUUCCCGGACUAUGCUGGCAACAAGUCACAUCCCAAUGAGUUCUCCAAGAAUCUUUUGGCCAACUUCAAGCGCAUUACUGGCGUGCAGCCAUCAGUGAGAGUCGGGGGCACAUCUCAAGAUAAUUCAUACUAUGAUCCCGACCAAGAGGAGAAUAUCAAACUCAUCUUUGCGCAUCCAACUGAUGACCAGCCAGAAACAGUCUUCUAUGGUCCAACAUUCUUCGAGUCCUAUCAUACAUUGGGGAAUAUCAAUUUCUUUCACGGCCUAAACAUGAAGCAGAAUAAUUCUAUCCAAGAACUCCAGGAGGCUGCGGUAGAGGCAUGCACCUCGAUCGGUCCCCAGUUGAAACUCUUCGAGUUAGGCAACGAGUGGAACUAUGAAGCUUCUAUAUACCGCGGAGCCAACUACUCCAUGCCAGAAUAUGUCGACGAAUGGAACAGCAAAUCUACGGCAAUCAAGGCUGCUGUUCAAAAGGCUUGUCCUGGGUCCUUCCCUGGGUUCAUGGCUCCCUCUUUCCUGGUGUUUAGCCUUUUUGAGAAUGGCUGGUCUGCGGAAGAAGUCUUCAAUCUUGGCUUUGAUCCUUACAGCUUGACCAAGGAGCUUUCUUUCCACAGCUACAUGGGUGUCAACCAACCACCUAAUAAUCCUCCAGUGGGCUGGGACCUUCAACGCCGCCUGAUGAACCACACUAGCAUCCAAGAAACUCUAGCAACCCAUAUCCAGCACGCCAAGAACCUCGCGUACCUCGGACACCCUUACGUUCUUGGUGAGCUUAACUCCAUCGCGAACCAGGGUAUCACCGGCGAAACCGACACAUUCGGAGAUGCUUUGUGGCUAGCUGAUUUCUCCUUCUGGGCUGGCGCUAAUAACAUCAAGCGCCUCCACUUUCAUCAAGGCCUCAAUUACCGCUACACCUCAUGGCAACCCAUCCUCGGCAAGGGCCAACCCCCUACCACUCGUGCCCCAUACUACGGCCAGAUCAUGGUAGCUUCUGCUCUCGGUCACGCGAAAAACCCCCGCUUCGUCAACAUUCCCUUGGAGAAGGACACCGAGUCUGCUUACGCGAUCUACGAUGGAAACCGCCUAUUCAGACUUGCCAUCAUGAACAUGCAGGCUUUCAACCAAACCUCGGCCGGUAUCCGCCCCAGCAAGGAGUACACCUUCAAGGUCCCUGGUCAUCAUCGUCAUGCCAAGGUUGAGCGUCUCAUUGCACCCGGAAGUGACGCCACGAAUCAGAUCACCUUUGCGGGUAUCUCGUACGACCAUGACCUUCGGAAUGGACUGCCCGUUAUAGUUGACCCGAAGGAGGAGUCUGUGGUUGUUAAAGACGGUGUGCUCCGGAUUCAUGUACCAGAUUCCUCUGCUGUUAUUGUAGAGUUUCAUUGA